GGAAAUUGGAAUCGCAUCUAUUGAAUCGCUGUUUUGUCCUUGGAAAGAAGCUAUACGAUCAGUUUGAAAGAAGAGUAAUUGAAAUCACAUCGCAUUCACGCUGGGGCCUGUCUGCAACAGAGCCUCCGACGACGUCACACCCCACACCGAUAUAACCACGAGCGAUAGGUCGGCCCGGCGGGGUCUAAUUGACGACGAGGGACAGAUUCCUUUGAGCGACGUCCCUACAUCCACGACGACAAUACCGAUAUCCUCUAGCCUCACCUACGGCAUUAUAUAACAAUUCGAUCAUACGCAAGAGUGCCCGCAUCAUGGAAGAACAAAGCCUGACGCCCGAACGGCAAAACGGCCAGUCAGGCUCGUGGCAUCCACCGACUCCCAUCACCCCAUCUGCUGAAUCAACACAUCCGAGCACAUUACCAGCGAGGCCGAGUACGCCUAUAUCUAGAUCGAUAGGCGACGCGUUUCAGCACAACUUCCUCGAGGAUACAAGUCCGUCGGCAUUCCCUGAGUCGGAGCCGACUGCAUUUCUUUCUCCGCCAUCUCCACAACCAGGCCUCGAGGAACAGAACGGCGCCCCUGAGAACACGGAAGAAACUUCAGCAGAGAUCCCCAGGGGAUUAGAUUUUCGCGCGUUAGACUAUGUUAAGGCAGUCGACGAGAACCUGGUUUGCCCAGUUUGCCGGAACCCAUUCGUCGAUCCUGUCACCACAAGCUGUGAUCAUGUAUUCUGCAAGGACUGCUUCGACCAAGCAUAUCGAAUCGCGCCUAUAUGUCCUAUAGACAGGACACGAUUACGGCCACCGAACCAUGUUGGGUCGACGGCAAGAAUAAUUACAAACCAGCUUGAUGCACUGGAAGUCAGAUGCCCCAACUCUACAGAAGGGUGCGAGAAGACCCUGGCGCGGUCAAUGGUGCAGAACCACGUGGAUAGGUACUGUGGCUACAGCCUAGUCGACUGUCCGGAGAGUACAUGCGAGCGCAAAGCCCCUCGAAAGGAUGUACACAGAGGAUGCUUACAUUGGUAUGCGAUAUGUCCGGACUGCUCGGAGAGCUGUUUCGCGGUUGAUAUGGAGCACCACAGGGCACGAGUCUGCUCGGAACGUGUGGCAAAUUGCGACAAGUGUGGCCUGGAGGUGCUUCGACUGAAUGCUGACCUCCACGACCUAGAUUGCGAGGAGGCCAUCGCACCGUGUAGAUGGGCUAUAUAUGGCUGUGAGCAUCAGUCGAAGAGGAAGGAUUUGGGCAAUCACGCGCCGGAAUGUGCUUUCAAAACUAUGGGCCCGGUGGUGGAAUUAUUAAAGGAAGAGAUAACUUCGCUGAGAGGCGAAGUACAGACUCUUACGGAGAAGGACAAGACGAAAGACCGCCGCAUUCGGUUCCUCGAAAGUUACAAGAACGCACCGUCAUACGGCGACCCUCUUAUCGAUAUCCCCAACAUGUCAGAAAACCCUCAAUCAUUAAUAGACCCCGCACCAUACGACUCCCGGGACCAAUAUCUCCUAUCACUACUGGAAAACCAGGAAAGCAAGGUCGACCAGCUCUCCGUCGGGAUGACCGAGCUCGAAGCGAAGCAAACCGUAAUGCUCUUCAACGAAACAAUACCCAUCAAAGAACAACUCGCCGAGCUGAGAAGCGCUCAGGGGGUCAUCGGGUGCCAUGUCAGAUGGCUCAUGAACCUGCGCCUGCAGGAGCGACGCCCAGGAGCCACAGCAGCGCUUAACAGCGGAGCCAAAGCCGAGUCGAGCUCGGGGUCAGGGUCUGCCGGCCCUUUUCCGCAGCAACCAAGGAGGUUGAGUGACCCGAGGGAGAAUAUCACGAAGCUGUAGGUCGGCGGUUCUCUACUUCAAGAAGCCUCCAUUGGGUUUCAAGGGUGGCUGCUUCCAUACCCCGGACGGCUUUCUCGCAGCUUCAUUAUUAGGAGUGGAUAUACUACAUAGUAGUGAGAGGGCUGCUGCAUGAAUUUAUCUCCGAUAACAGGACAUGUCGUCAGACGAACAGAUGUCUCGCCAUACUACCACCCUUGCCUGACUGUUGAAACUCGGGAAACGGCUGACUUGUUGAUGACGCCCCUAGUCUGGUUUCAGGUUGAGCAAACGGGAAUCUCACGUCACGCACGAUGAAAAAAUCGGACGCACGUACCAGGUAGUACAAGAUAGGUCGUACGAAAAACGCAAAAGAUGGGUCUUUGAAUUGAUAAGGCUAUGUCGCCGGCGUCGGCAAUAAUAUAUGCCUCUGCAUCAUAUACAGUAGUAAUAAAAAAAAUCAUCAGUCA
Pseudogymnoascus verrucosus is the source of this 2275-nucleotide messenger RNA. RefSeq lists its product as uncharacterized. The record is from RefSeq and is a predicted model, not a curated record. The transcript has a single exon. Lineage: Eukaryota; Fungi; Ascomycota; Leotiomycetes; Thelebolales; Thelebolaceae. Gene Ontology annotation, molecular function: zinc ion binding. The coding region runs from base 312 to 1829 and encodes 505 amino acids.